Harpegnathos saltator (Jerdon's jumping ant) is the source of this 583-nucleotide messenger RNA. RefSeq lists its product as uncharacterized. The record is from RefSeq and is a predicted model, not a curated record. Lineage: Eukaryota; Metazoa; Arthropoda; Insecta; Hymenoptera; Formicidae. The transcript is spliced from 3 exons. The coding region runs from base 132 to 554 and encodes 140 amino acids.
UGUGAAGGAUAUAUAACAAUGCACUGGGUUGUAGAAAGCGUUAGACGAACUCAAUGCCGAAGGUAGGACCAAAAUUGUAGUGUUAGAAUCCUCCAUGGAGUGAUUAGCGUCUGUCGCUGAAACUGAACCAAAUGAGAAGAAGAAGACAGUUGUUUUCCAUUGUUGAGAGCUAUAAGGAGCAAUUAAAUGUGUUCUUGGCGGUUUUUCGCAAGGCUAAUGUCGUUAGUACUUGUGUCAUAGAUAAAUUAGUUUGGGAGAAUCUGCUCUCUCUGCCAGAGGAGCGGCAAAAUGCUCUUCGUAAACGACGAGACAAACAAAGUUUGACAGAUUCUUCUAGCCAAAUCACAGACAAAUUAUUCAGCAUCGUAAGGCAUCUAGCUAAGACAACUCAGAGAAGUGCUGAUAUAUUGGACAUAUUGUUAACAUCCUCUGACAAAGUUGAUAACGCGAGAAACGAGCUGGAGCAUCAACAGUUGCGCUCGAAAAUGAACCUGGAAUCAGACAGUCCGUUACUAAUAGCGAUUACUGCUCACCCAAAUAUCCAAGAGAGCUGAUCGACCAUGCCGUUCACGAUCGAUGCUGU